This is a messenger RNA of Oncorhynchus kisutch (coho salmon), 3231 nucleotides long. It is a transcript of the gene got1l1, whose product is annotated as glutamic-oxaloacetic transaminase 1 like 1. The transcript is spliced from 8 exons. The coding region runs from base 121 to 1425 and encodes 434 amino acids. The record is from RefSeq and is a predicted model, not a curated record. Gene Ontology annotation, molecular function: L-aspartate:2-oxoglutarate transaminase activity; pyridoxal phosphate binding. Gene Ontology annotation, biological process: L-aspartate biosynthetic process. Gene Ontology annotation, cellular component: cytosol. Lineage: Eukaryota; Metazoa; Chordata; Actinopteri; Salmoniformes; Salmonidae.
CAUCACAGACGUUGCCAAGAUACGGUAUUUAAAUUGAUGUUGUGUAGCUAAGCAACAACCAUAAACAAAGGCUUGGUGGCUUGCUUAGUGCUGACAGAACAGGCUGAUGAAACUAAAAAGAUGAGGCAAACAUGUAAUAGUGAUGGUGGAGUGGGUUCCACUGAAAAUGUUCAAGCCCGGGGAAUAACUCUUCUCUCUAUAUUCGUCGACACUCCAACUGCCGAACCGAAUCCUGAAACCAAGCUAUUGGCUGACUUCAAGACAGACACUCAUCUCCGCAAAGUGUACUUGGCGGGAAGAGAGUAUCUCAACAAGGAAGGUCAGACCUCUGUGAGCCCGCUUAUUGGGAAAAUAAUGCAACAGAUCUGCACAGACCCCACUCUCUGUCCAGAGUAUCCAUCAUCCUUUGGCCUUCCAGAAUUCACCAGGAGAGCAACAGAAUUGGUUUUGGGCAGGGACUGCCAUGCCAUCGUGGAGAACAGGGUGUUGGGUGUGCAAACUGUGGGCUGUACUGGGGCUGUCCGUCUGGGGGCUGAGCUCUUGAAGCACUGGUACAAUGUGAGCGGUGUCUGGUGUGGGCCAGUCUAUCUCUCCUCCCCCUGUGAUGACUCCUUGGCUGGUAUCUUUGAGGCAGCAGGGAUCCAGGAUGUCCGUCGGUAUCGGUAUUGGGAUACAGAGCAGAGGGGUGUGGGUGUGCAAAAAAUGAUGGAGGAUCUGGAGAUGGCUCCAGAGCAGAGUGUCAUUGUUCUGUCUGCUUCUGCUCACUGCCCUACUGGUUCAGAUCUCUCCCAGAAGCACUGGAGACUCCUCACACAGCUUAUGGUGAGGUGUAGGUUUUUCCCUUUCUUCCUGCUGCCUGCACAGGGCCUAUGCCAUGGGGAUUUUCAACAAGACGCCUGGCCAGUGCGCCUGUGUGCCUCUCUGGGGAUGGAGCUUCUGUGUGCCCAGUCCUUCUCCCACAGCUUUGGGCUUUACGGCGAGCGAGUUGGACACCUCUUAUGUGUCCUAAAGCAGAGCUCCACACUGCUAGCUGUUCAGUCCCAGGCCGAGAAGCAGGUCAGGGCUUUGUGGUCCCGGCCAUCUGUCAGAGGAGCUCGUGUGGUUGCCACGGUGCUCAGUAACCCUGCCCACCAUGUGGAGUGGCAGGAAGGAGUGAAGAGUAUGGUGGAGAGGGGCAUACUGGUCAGAGAGAGGUUGAGAGAGAAGCUAAGGCUUCUUGGAUGUCCUGGCAGCUGGGAUCACCUGAUCCAGCAAGGUGGACUGUACUGUUGCACUGGGCUGAAUGUCCAACAAGUGGAAUUCCUGGAAAAGAGGAGACAUAUCUACCUGCAUCCCAAUGGCUGUCUGAAUGUGAGUGCUAUCAACAGCUGUAACCUAGACUAUAUAGCUGAGUCCAUCCACCUGGCAUUGACCUCUGUCUUCUGAUGUCAAUUACAAUACCUGGGGACUCAUUUAUAAAACGGACUUAUGAUCAAUUUUGAUCUUAAAUAUGACUUAAGCAGAAAACCACGUAUAAGUAGUUAUUUAUAAAACCUUACUUUGACAUGGAAAUGAUCUUAUCCCUACGCAAAGUCUAGACUCUAAGUAGGUGAUUUUCCUGCUGGUUAUGUAGGGCUAUUCUUUUUUUCCCCUUGCAGUUUAAGGUCAGACACUUUCUUUUUCACAUCAGCCACAGUUCUGUCUUGCUGCCCCACCUGGUUCACUGCAGAGGCGACACACUCCCAAGCUAGCUGUUUGGCUUUGUUUGUCAACCCACCGAAUAAUACGUGUUUCCUGUCUUCGAUCUCCUCUACCAUCGCUGUGAUCUCAUCUUUCAAAAGGUUUGCUUUUCUAUUUUGGUCCAUGGCUAUUCCUGACUAAACCCUCAUUUGUGCUAGCAUUCUAUAAGGGGAAAUCGUUGAUUGUAAGGCACGUUCAGGUGCCGUCAAUUUUAAGUUAAUUUUAGAUUUAUAGAUCACAGGUGCGUACGUUACAAAAUGGGAUUCUUAGAACCUGUGUAAGCAAGGUUUUUUAUGCCCAGUAUCUUUUAUGAAUCGAAUGUAAGCACACCAUCGGAAAUUAUCUUACGACUAAGUUCAAGUAUAAAUGAGGCCCCUGGUGACAGCCUCCAUAAAAUCCUUAUUCAGCUUGACUAAAUCAUGUGAAGGAAGCAUCUUUAUGUCACAUACAAUACCAAAUGAAUUAGGGCUGAAUUCAUAGGGAAAAUGGCUGUUAUUUAUCAUUUAUUUAAACAAAUUAACAAUUGAAUUUAGUAUGUAGAGUGUAACAUCCAAGCGUUAAAUUAGAGGUAGGGAUUAAGGAAUAGGAACUAUGGCAUAUGGUAUUUUGAACCUACAUAGCUGGAAAUAUUGUAGGCAUAUAGUUGUGCUGUGGUAGUCCAGUAAGGAGCACUCUUUCCUCUGGUACAAGUAGAUCCUAAUGCCCUAGUUGGGUAAAAGGGUUCUUGUGUAGUCAAGACAAGGGUCCAUCUUUUGGAGAGAUGUUAAACAGAGAUCCUGACCUUAUAGCGACAACUAUUGUGACACUUACAAUAUGGGAGUAGUAGAGGGAUUGUCCUAGCCACGUUCCCAGUCGGAUUCUAGUAGGCCUAUCAGUCUGCCAUUUAAUAAUCUUUGAAUUCUUCAUCCUCUUCACUGCAAUGACUGUUGUUUGUGCUCACAGAACACUCACAGAACACUGCCCAAUUGGAUAGUUUCACCCUUUUGUAAUUUUGAACAUGUUAUUUUAACUCUAGUGAUAACGUAACCAUGAAAUUAUUAAGGUCAACCUUUUUAGUUUUUUAUUGACCAAUUUAUUUUAUACUGUAACCUAUUGUUUGUGGCACAUUGAAAGAUAUUAUUUUGAAUGCAUACAGGUAGUUCCAUGGUAGAAGGUCAAAUAAAUGUGCAGUGACAAUUAAUUAAAAACCUUCUUAAAACUUUUCAAAUUAAGUUAAUUAACUAUACCAAUUAUCAUAAUAAGAUGGUCCUCAUGUCAUUAGGAAAUACAUCCAUGUUGUUUACCUGAAUAUUGAUUGUUUGAUUACAACCUCUGUUUGUUGUAACGGAUACACAUUGCAUUGGAGCAAAAACAAUCUACGUUUUGUGUGAUGAUGUAAGCUAGUCUUUGUAGUUGCUGUCAUAUCGUAGCCACUAGCCAGAGUUGUUGAAAAAGAACACUACUACUCUGACUGCUUGUCUACCUCCUGCUUAGCCAUUGUUUGCAAUGAUGAUUAAAAAAAUAACAUUACAU